Messenger RNA from Anoplophora glabripennis (Asian longhorned beetle), 1304 nucleotides. RefSeq names its product mucin-19-like. The record is from RefSeq and is a predicted model, not a curated record. The transcript is spliced from 4 exons. The coding region runs from base 98 to 1081 and encodes 327 amino acids. Lineage: Eukaryota; Metazoa; Arthropoda; Insecta; Coleoptera; Cerambycidae.
UACCAAUGCCGAAGGUCGGGUUUAAGUAUAUAAACUGGGGUGAACGCUAUGGAAGGCACAUUGUUCAGUUUGCACACUAAACAAGAACCAACCAACCAUGAACGCCUUGAUUAUCGCCGCCCUCGCCACCCUCUCCGUCGCCACCGCCGCUCCCUCCCUCGGUCUAGGACUAGGACUUGGAUUGGGCCAUGGAGCCCUCCUGGCCGGCCCAGUAGGCCAUGGCGCUCUGGUAGCAGGACCAGUAGGUCUUGGAGCUAGCGUUGUAGGACCAGUCGCUGGACCCGCUGCCGUAAUCGGCCCUAAAACUGGCCCUGCCGCCGUCAUCGGACCCGUCGCUGGCCCAGCUGCCGUCGUAGGACCCGUCGCUGGCCCAGCUGCCGUCGUCGGACCCGUUGCUGGACCCGCAGCUGUCGUCGGACCCGUUAACCAUGGCGCCGUCAUCACCCCAGCUAUUGCUCACGGAGCUGUCGUCGCUGGACCAGCCCUUGGUUUGGGACUUGGUUUGGGCCAUGCCGGUGUCUUGGGUCAUGCCGGUCUCUUGGGUCAUGGAAUAUUUGUCGUUGUCGUUCUCGAGCUAGACUCUGUAAGGGCAGACCCGCUAUCAGAACCUCUGAUGUUCAUUUCGGUUGUUGUUGGUUCUACUGCCGCUACAGACAGAGUCACCACUGAAGAUGCCGGCAGUGAAGAACGGCGAAACAUCUUCGUCGCCCUUGCUACCCUCGCCGUUGCCUCCGCCGCCCCCUCACUGGGCCACGGCGCCAUCAUCGCAGGACCAGCAGGAAUCGUCAGCGGAGCGGUCUCGCACGGCGCAGUCCUCGCAGGACACGGUGUUCAUGGAGCCGUAAUUGCUGGACCCGCCGCCCACGGCGCUGUCAUCGCUGGACCCGCCGCCCAUGGCGCCGUUAUCGCCGGACCAUCCGCUCAUGGAGCUGUCAUCGCUGGACCAUCCGCCCAUGGAGCUGUUAUCGCACCAGCUGUUGCCCACGGAGCCGUCAUCGCUGGACCCGCUCUUGGUUGGGGUGUUGGACACGCCGGUCUUGGACUUGGACUAGCUGGAUUAGGCCAUAUUCAUCAUGGUUGAUCAACGGGGAUGUAAUAAACUUCGUUGUAAACGUUUCAGUAAUUUAUUAACUUACACAGAAUAAGGUGGAUGCUCUUUUUGUUAAUGCAUUACUGGAAAUUUUUAUUUGGCCUGUCACUAUAACGAAACUGCCUUGAAAAACGGUCUAUAGAUUUUUGUUUGUAUAUUUUGUACUAUACCAUAUUUAUUACAGAACUGAUUAAAUAAAUGAUGGAUAUACAAA